AUGGCAAAGACAGUGGCGGCACCGAAAGGAGUCUGUUUUCGUGGAACUAGAAAGAAAUUAAUGGUGGACAUGCCUCUGCAUGCACGCUCCAUCACGUACGAGGUUCAAAGCAACAGAUUCAAGGCUCUUCGACCUGUUGGGGUGGCCAGAAUCGCACUUUCCGAUUUUCUUACGCCGGAAAAUUCUGUGCACGUCUUUAGUUACCGGUUGAGGGACUGGGAAGGGAAGAGAAACGGGGUGAUCUAUUUCGCGGUUAGAGUGGCGGUUCCGGAACCGCUGAAGGGGAUGGUGGUGAGUAAGAAUUCCGGCGAUGAGUUCGUGGAAAUUGAACAUUCUGAUGAAGUUGUUGUUGGUGUUUAUCAAGAAUUGAAUGAUGAACUCUUACAAAGAUUAAGGUCUACAUAG
This is a messenger RNA of Vigna umbellata (rice bean), 405 nucleotides long. Lineage: Eukaryota; Viridiplantae; Streptophyta; Magnoliopsida; Fabales; Fabaceae. The record is from RefSeq and is a predicted model, not a curated record.